This is a messenger RNA of Spodoptera frugiperda (fall armyworm), 2695 nucleotides long. RefSeq names its product putative zinc finger protein 840. NCBI's taxonomy places the organism in Eukaryota, Metazoa, Arthropoda, Insecta, Lepidoptera, Noctuidae. The record is from RefSeq and is a predicted model, not a curated record. Gene Ontology annotation, biological process: regulation of transcription by RNA polymerase II. Gene Ontology annotation, cellular component: nucleus. Gene Ontology annotation, molecular function: DNA-binding transcription factor activity, RNA polymerase II-specific; zinc ion binding; RNA polymerase II cis-regulatory region sequence-specific DNA binding. The coding region runs from base 193 to 1146 and encodes 317 amino acids. The transcript has 6 exons.
UCACUGUCAAAUGUUAUUGUUGUUUUAUUGUGCAAUUUACAUGGACCAGACGUAGUUUAUUUGAAAUAAGUUGAUUACGUUUAUAAACAAAAUAAAUAACAGAAAGUGCUUACGGAAGUGUAUUCAUAUGGAUCGUACCUAAAUUAUUAGCUUUUUGGACAGCACUUUACAUGAAUAUUGAAACUUUCGCUAAUGAAAAAUAUAAUGGAGAAACCUAAACCGGUUCCAUUUUAUGAUUUAUGCAGACUGUGUCUAGAAAAUGAGGGCUUAACUAAAAUAUGUUCAAAAGAAGGGCUAGCUCGCGAUGUGUAUCUAUGUACAGGUGUAGUGGUUUCUAGUCAAGAUAAUCUACCACAGAAGAUAUGCUACAAAUGUGUAGAAAUUGUAGUGAAUGCAAAAUGGUUAAGAGAUAAAACUACGGCAACUGACAGACAUUUGAAAUCCUUGUUUGUUGAUGAUGAACCACUGAGUUUGGGGCUCAAUCGAUCAGAAACGGACCCUGCAGAACAGAUUUCAAAUUCUCGGCGGAGUAGUACAGAUUCAGACAGAACAAUAAAGUUAGAGAUAGAUGAAACACAGUUUUGUGUCAACGAGGAAGAAGGAGAAGAAGAAAAAGAAGUAGAGGCAGAAAAGGAAGAGGAAGAGGAAGACAUCAAACCAAAAAAAAGGAAGACUAGAAGAUCUGAUUCCUCAGAGACUUCCGAGAGUAAUAGACCAAACAAGAAAAUAACUGUUAGAAAGGACCUUUUCAAUGGCUCUCAGACCUCCAGUGUUACCUCGUCUACGAAAGAUGUCGUCACGUCCAUUAAAAAGAAUCUCAAAGUGAAAAUAAAAAGAAUCAAAACGAGUACCGGCGACAGUUUCUACUAUGUAUGCGACAUAUGCCAAAAGAAGUUUAACGCGUGGAAGAAAUAUUAUUUGCAUCAGAAGACUCAUAACAGAAAUAUAAUCUGUCCUCUGUGUGAGAAGAAAUUUGCUACGAAGGGUGAUGUUGAGAAACAUGUUCGUAUUCACACGGGCGAGCGACCCUAUGCCUGUGAUCAAUGCGACAAACGGUUCACACAGCGAGGCUCUCUAAAGUCACACAAAAUCUCAGUACAUCGAAAAGAUGAUCACUCACUCACUCCUAACAAACAAGAAUCAUAAUGGCCCAUAAUUUUUAAAUCUCUUAUAAAGUUAUUUACCCAGUUCCUUAAAGGAUAAGAUACCAGUCGUCUUAUAAAGGCUAAAUACUAUACUAUACUUUUUCAUAUAGGCGAAAAUGUACACGUAUAUACCUAAGUCUAAACUAAAUCAAUUGCCUCACUUAUCAAAAGCUGGCAAGUUAUAGCACUAACGACGAUCUCAAUAUCCCAUCAUGAUUUUCUCAUCUCAGUGAGCAAUGAUUGCCUAAUUAUAGGUAAUUUACAUUUGUAUUAUGUAAUCAAAUUAAUACGUGAACUGCCACGUAGGUCACCGGUUAGUGGAGGAUUUAAAUUUGAAUAAAGUUCCAAAAUAAGUGUCUAGUCUUCCGAAACGUAACUAUGUUUAAUGUUUAAUUUUAAAUUCAAAUUGGUUUUCUUCUAUAAAUAAAAGAAAACAAAUUAAUUCACCUCAUUUUAUAUAGGAAAACGGAAUCAUUCCAUUUUAAACAAGUGAUUUACUACAACCAUUUUUAACAGUAAUUUGUCUAGAUAAUUGUAAAACUGUGCUGUCUAUUUCUAAUAUAUUUUUCUAUUUGCAUUUACAUAAUAAUUUAUGCAUAUGAAGAUUUUUACGAUAGCUUUUUCAACUGAAUACUAUAUAGGUAAUUAAUUGCAAAUAGAAUUACUGUUUUAAUUACAUUUUAAGUGAGACAGACCGAUGGCAUGACAGUUUAUGAUAUUUAUACAAUACAACGUAAACUCAUACGUAGCAUGCAAUUAUUUUAAAUGAACAUGUCGCUUUAUUAUGUCGGAAAAAUAAUUGAAUUGAAACGAUACGUAGGUAUACACAUUUUAGUUUAAAAUAGGUGUGGAGUAGCGCUGUUGUCGUUUAUAGAGUACCAUAAGCAAAAUUUAUUUAUUUAUUUAUUUAAUAUUUGGAGGACCAACAGCAUUAACAUUAAAUAAUUAUAAAGCGACUUAUGUAACAUGCAGCCAAUUAUAGGUCCCCACUUUUAAACUAUUAUACUAUCUAAUUAUAUCGUGUUCAUACAUGAGCAUUAAAUUACACAGUAAUACACAACUACAAAGCUGAAUCAACCAAUACAAUCAAAGUAGAUAUUUUUUAAAGAAAUCACGGCUCAGCAUCCGUCUCACUGUCGCAUGGUUAGCAUUAAAUAUAUCAAUGUCAUAUGUUUUACAUGAUGCGUUAAGUGACUUUCCCGCUCGCCUCAUAAAACUAUUCUGUCUAUAAUUUGAUGAUGCUAAUGGCAGAUGGAUCGGCUUAUAAUGUCGUGUCACUAUUGCUGGAACAUUUAUGCAAAUUUUUGAAAGAAGUUCGGGGUUAUAAAUUGUAUAGGUAUAUAAUAUUUCUCGGAAAAUCCGCAUAAUGGCGGGGAUCUUUUCAAUGUUUAUAUGACACAGGCUGUCGAAGGUUAGUGCUAUUUACAGGAAUGACUGAAUAACCGAUAACUAGUACAUUGGCGAUGUACUUAUAUAAUGUAAAUCUCAUAGAAAUGUUAAUUUUAUUUGUUAAGUUAAAAUCGAAAUAAAACUAUGUUAUAUUUUUAAAA